AUGUCUGGUGCUUCAUCUGUGGCCGAGGAGGCUGCAUCCUCCCACAUAAUCAAAGCUAAUCCCUUUGGAGCCUCUGUUGAUCCACACUUGGUGAAAAAUUCCGUUUACACGAGUGCUGCUACCGUUAUCAACCAGACUAUUUAUUCUUUGGCCUCGCUGAUUUUCUCCUAUGAAACCGCGGCUGCCGGCAACUUGGUCGAUGCUCAUUUGCUGUUGUGGGCCGAUCACUUCAAGCGCCAAAAUGCUCUUGGAACGGUUCCUCUUUUCCACCGUUUGGAGCCUAGAUCGGGUGCAGCCAACGCCAUUUUCGGUUACACUUCUGCCGCCGGUGUUUCUGCUGCUGUUUCGCCCGUGACUGCCGUUUUGGGUGCAAACACUUUGCCAUACAUGCAACCUGUGCUUGCUCAGGGUGGAAAAUUGCCAUUGAGUUUGAACGUGUGCGCUGUAGAUGUUGAUGUUGAGAGUGGUGCCGUUUUCCUGAACUAUGCAGCUCCUCUUGCUGUCGCUAGAGCCUUGGGUGUCCCAGUGGUGUCUCCUACCAGCUACAACGCUGCCGAGAUCCAGAACACCACCGUUCUCAACCAUUUCUUGGCUGCUUGGACUGGCUCUCCUUCCGUCAACUUGUACGACGGUCCAGACUUCGCCCGUACUUUCCGUAAGUUCGACUCCGUGUUGGCUGUUGAGGAUGUCGGAAGAUUGUACCAACAACUCCUUGCCUCUGCCCCUGCUGUGCCUGCCAGCUUGGAAGAUGCCGUUUUGAGUGCCCUUGAAUUGUUUAACAAUGUUGCAGGCACUUCUCUUGCUCCUUUCGAGUAUGAGGGCCACUCUUCACCUGAAACUGUGUAUGUUGUCCAUGGUGCCAAUGAGGCCGCUCAAGUGUCCCAUGUUGUCACCAAAGCUUCUCUGGGCUCGAAGGUUGGUGUUGUCAAGGUUCGUGUACCUUUCCCUUUUGCUAAGCAACAGUUCUUGGCCGCGCUCCCAAGCUCUGCCCGUAACGUGGUGGUUUUGGCUCCUGAAAACUCGGCUUCUUCAUUGAAGGCUGACGUUAGUGCUGCCUUGUUCUUGGGUGGUCGCUUUUCUGCUGUUCAGAUACACGAAUACCGUUACCCAGUUUCUUUCGUCUGGACCCCAAUAACCGUGUUGAAGGUUUUGGGCGAGUUCCACGCCGGAUUAGAUGAGCUGCUUGUUCUUUCCCAGUCUAAGCCUGUCAUUGACACCGUCACUGCCAACACUUCUCCUUCUGGCUCGUUUCUUAUUUGGACUCGUGACAACAGUGACCUUGUCCAAACUGCCGGAAAGUUGGCUCUUUCCUUGUCUCUCGAUGACUCAAAAGACGUCAGCAUCCGUAACAAAUUCGACACUUCUGUUGUCGGUGGUGUCUUCCAGUCUCAGAUUGUUUCUCUGGUCCGUGGUUCUGCCACUACUGCCGCUGUGGACUCCGCUGAUAUUGUAAUCAUCGAAAGUGCCUCUAUUUUGGACCACUUCGACGUGUUAGCUACUGUCAAGCCCGGCGCUUCUGUCUUGUUGGUAAACCAUAAAAAAAUUGCCAACUCUGUUGAGGCAGACGUCGUGGAGAAGUUGCCAGAGGAGUUCAAGCGUACUUUGAGCAAGAACCAGCUUCAAUUCUCAGUGAUCGACUUCUCUAUUGUUGAGGACUUGGACGCCGUCAGUGACUCCACCAAGGGUUUCUCGGCCGACUUUUUGGCUCAGCUUGCCUUCUGGAAGGCAGCCUUGCCUGAAUUGGGAGGUUAUGUCGUGAACAAGUUGUUGCAAGCUAACGGAAAUGGCUUUGAGCUCUUGGCUGCCGUUUUGGACAAGUUUGUUGCUACUGUUGACGAGAAAAAUGGUGUGAAGGCUGUCGAGGUCUUGCCUGAAUGGGCUGAGAUUUCCGAUGCCAUGGAAGUCGAUGAGGAAGAAAAGAAGGAGCAAAGCUCCGAUGAGAUGGAACAGGACAAGCCUGAAGCUGAGGCCGCCGCUGAAGCCGAAGCUGAAGAAGUCAAGCCUUUGCCUUUCUUCCCAACUGAAACUUCUUUCUUCCCCAACCCUCGUGUGCAACCACCUUCUGCCGAGGAUACUAAACAUGCCGGUGUGGCUGACUUGGCCACUAAGCUCACUUUCCCUGAGGCCUUUGGUGUUUCUCGUGACUUGCGUCCUGACUUGCCUGUCAAGAACUUUGUCGUUAAAGUGCAAGAGAACAAGCGUCUCACGCCUUCUGAGUACUCUAGAAACAUUUUCCACAUUGAAUUUGACAUCACUGGUACUGGCUUGAAGUAUGAGAUCGGUGAGGCUUUAGGUAUUCAUGGACGUAACAACAGCGCUGCUGUUGAAGCGUUCUUGAUUAGCUACGGCGUAGAUGGCGACUCCCUUGUUGAAGUCUCCGACAAAGAAGACCCAAGCUUGUGGGAAAUUAGAUCUGCUCGUCAAGCUUUGCUCGAGAACGUGGACUUUUUGGGAAAACCACCAAAGCGUUUCUACGAGUCUUUGGCACCAUUUGCCUCUGAUGAGAAGGAGAAGGCUGCAUUGGAAAAAUUAGCCUCUGGCGAAGGAGCUGAGGAGUUGAAGAAGAGACAGGACGUCGAUUUCUGUUCGUAUGUCGAUAUCUUGGAUGAGUUCAAGUCUGCGCGUCCAUCGUUCGACGAAUUGGUGAAGAUUAUCGCACCUUUGAAGCGUAGAGAGUACUCCAUCGCUUCUUCUCAAAAGGUUCAUCCUAACGCUGUUCACUUGUUGAUUGUCGUUGUUGACUGGUUCGACUCUCGUGGCCGUCCUCGUUUCGGACACUGUUCUAAGUACUUGUCUGAUUUGAAGAUUGGUGACGAGUUGGUUGUCAGCGUGAAGCCAUCCGUGAUGAAGCUUCCUAAGUUGCCUGAACAACCCAUUGUCAUGUCUGGCUUGGGUACCGGUUUGGCUCCAUUCAAGGCUUUUAUCGAAGAAAAGGUCUGGCAACAAGCCCAAGGCCAUACUGUUGGUGAGAUCUACUUGUACAUGGGUUCCAGACACAAGAAGGAGGAGUAUCUUUACGGAGAGUUGUGGGAGGCUUAUAAGGAGGCCGGAAUUUUGACCCAUAUCGGUGCUGCCUUCUCCAGAGACCAGCCUCACAAGAUCUACAUUCAAGAUAAGAUCCGGAGCAGCAUCGAGGACUUGACCGAUGCCAUCUGUAGCAAGAAUGGUUCGUUCUACUUGUGUGGUCCAACCUGGCCUGUUCCAGAUAUCACUGCUUGUCUCGAAGAUAUUGUCAGAAACGGCGCCAAGAAGGAAGGUAAGGAAAUUGCCGACGUGGCCAAGGUUGUUGAGGAUAUGAAGGAGGAAGGACGUUACGUCUUGGAAGUUUAUUAG
Molecule: messenger RNA, 3333 nt
Organism: Australozyma saopauloensis
Lineage: Eukaryota; Fungi; Ascomycota; Pichiomycetes; Serinales; Metschnikowiaceae
Gene: MET10
Product: sulfite reductase subunit alpha
Exons: 1
Coding region: 1-3333 (1110 amino acids)
Cellular component (GO): cytosol
Molecular function (GO): sulfite reductase (NADPH) activity; flavin adenine dinucleotide binding; FMN binding
Source: RefSeq, a predicted model, not a curated record